AUGAAACCGUCCAGCCAACAUCUGCCUCUGACAUUCCUCCUAGUUCUCUUUGACAGCCCUGUCUCUGCAACCUGGAGCUCCACCCUGCCCAGCUCCAUCCAAGCCCUAAAAGGAUCCUGUGUGGUCAUCCCAUGUUCCUUCACCUUCCCAGAUUCAUGGGAUUCUUGGGACAGCAGUGUGGUUUGGUACCAGUACCAUUUCUGGAGCUACCCUGAAGUCUACAACAGCAGAACGCCAAGCAAUGUCCUACCAGCCUACCAGGGACGAACGAAAGUAGUGGGCAAUCUGCAAACGGGCAACUGUACUCUCAGCAUCAAUCCGGUAAAGAUGGAGGAUGCCAUGAAAUAUUAUGUCUGGAUCAACCCUGGCUCGGUCAAUCAUCGAUUCCAUGAUGUCACAGUCCAGGUAGAGGUAACAGAUGCCCCUAACCAGCUGGAGUUGAGUGAUCUGGGACUAGUGACCGAAGGGGAUCCCACCCAGGUGUCUUGUUCAGUCCUGCACACCUGUCCUUUGUCUCCACCUAUCCUCACCUGGAAUCUAGACGAAAGCAAGGCUAUCACAACCCAAGAAUAUGUGACAGGUGGAUCCUGGCGGACAGAAUCGAGUUUUAACUACAUCCCUUCCCACAAAGAUCACGGCAGAUUCUUGCAAUGCACGGCAACCUUUCCAAACAAGCAACAGAUUUACAGUGGGAUCAACCUGAAUGUUCAGUAUCUUCCCAAAAAUGCAACUAUCUUGAUCAUUGGGAAUCCAAGGCUCAAAGAAGGAGACGAUGCCACUCUGAGAUGUCAGAGCCAUGGAAACCCACCACCCAUCACCUACCACUGGUUCUUUGGGCCAAAAAAGGCGCCACUGAAGGUAGCAGGUGGUGGACCAGAGGUGAAGCUGAAGGACAUCAGGAGAGACUUGGAGCCCUACCAUUGUGCGGCAGAAAAUGAUCUUGGCAUGGGGGACGACUCGCCGCCUAUUUACCUAACUGUGGAGUACAAGCCAGUGAUUUGGCCUGAAAGCAACUGUACUGUCUCAAGAACUGAAGAGAUUAUCACCUGUUACUGUGUGGCAGAGGGAAACCCCCCUCCGAGAAUUGAAUGGAAUCUUCUAAACCAGACCAUUCCUGGAGAUUUCAAUAGCUCCGAACUGCAAGCAGACUUGAGCGCUUGGGAACAAACCAUUGUUGGCAUUCUGAGGGUGCCCGGAUCUAACUUUACCCAGAUAUCCUGCAAGGCCACCAAUCAGCAUGGGACCAGCUACAUCACCUUGCCCACCAUCAAGGCAGGGAACCUCACCCUUUUGCUCAUUGGAUUGGGGGGAGCUGCUGCAGGGCUGGUCCUCUUCACCUUGCUGGGAAUUUUGGUUUACAAAGUGACAAAAAAGAAGAAGAAACAAGGGGAGAAAGAAGAGGAACAAGAGGAAAACCCCAGGCUACAUGGCAACGGAGAAGAAAUGAUUUACCUUAACACAAAAAAGCCAUCUGAAGAUAAGGAGGAGGAGCAACUCAACAUGGGCAACAAACCCAAUGUUCCAGGAAGCCAAGCUGCUGAUAAUGAAUUAAGCACCAGCAAGGCCUAUGAGAAUAUGGAGAUGCCAGAAGAUUAUGAGAAUAUAUCAACAGAAAGGACCACUGGAUAUUUUGGGAUAAGCGACUGGCACUUUCCUUUUGGCUCUGAUCAACUCUACUCCAACAUCUGA
This is a messenger RNA of Protobothrops mucrosquamatus (brown spotted pit viper), 1689 nucleotides long. Its product is annotated as myelin-associated glycoprotein-like. The transcript has 8 exons. NCBI's taxonomy places the organism in Eukaryota, Metazoa, Chordata, Lepidosauria, Squamata, Viperidae. The record is from RefSeq and is a predicted model, not a curated record. Bases 1 to 1689 code for a protein of 562 amino acids.